Molecule: messenger RNA, 2340 nt
Organism: Syzygium oleosum
Lineage: Eukaryota; Viridiplantae; Streptophyta; Magnoliopsida; Myrtales; Myrtaceae
Product: transcription factor bHLH3
Exons: 2
Coding region: 567-2090 (507 amino acids)
Biological process (GO): regulation of DNA-templated transcription
Cellular component (GO): nucleus
Molecular function (GO): protein dimerization activity; transcription cis-regulatory region binding; DNA-binding transcription factor activity
Source: RefSeq, a predicted model, not a curated record
CUUGAAAUUUGAUCGUGGCCCAGGAGCACGAAUUCAAGAAUCUCUCUUUUGACUCCCGUGUAGUCCGUUCGGGUGGGCAUCCGAGCGCCUCGAAGAUCAACGGCGGAGCCACCUCCGAGCUCGGCAGGACUAAGCUUUAUUGCUGCUCUUCUGGGUGUGGCUGCUUCGAUGGGUCUAACGGGUUGCUGCGUGUGAGCCUGGUUUUUGCUGUACUGGGUCGUCCUCUCUUGCUAUGCUCGUGAUUCGAGAUCUCGUCGAUCUCUGUGGAUUCUUUGAAGAUCUGGGUUUUCGGGUGUCCUUAGAAUUGGAUUAGAAAUUGAGGCUUCGAGGUAUUCCUGCUAGAUUUGUGUUACAUGGUAUUCUAAUGGCGUGUGGAUCUUCACCCAGUAACUGCGAGAUGCUUCCGCUGAGUCGGUAGAUUUGGGGCUCUUCAAGUCUUAGCUUUUGUCGAUGCUGUUCGAGAUGCCUUGGGGCUUCGCGAUUUGUCGGAUGGUGUUUCGCUAGAGGUUUCGAUUAGUCGAUCGUCUGUUCUACUUGGAGGGGUUAGGGUUUUCGUUUAUUGAUAGAUGUGGAAGCAGAAAAUGGGUGAGAAGUUUUGGGCUAACGAAGAUGACAAGGUGGUGGUUGAGUCCGUGGUGGGUAGCGAGGCGUGCGAGCUUUUGAUAUCUUCUGGAAAUGCUGCGUCUGAUGUUACGUUGCCUGGUGAUUUGGGUGUGCAACAGGGGCUAGCUCAGCUUGUAGAGGGGUCUAAUUGGAAUUAUGCUGUUUUCUGGCGCGCCGCAAGCUUACGAACUGGCGGAAUCGCCUUAAUUUGGGGCGACGGACAUUGCCGUGACCCAAAGGUUGGCGCAGCUGAAGAUGGAAGCUCCCACCAAAAUGUCAAAUCAGAUAGAGUUGAGAAAAAGGAGGAACUGAACAAGUUGGUGUUGCAGAAGCUUCAUAGCAGUUUUGGUGGGUCUGCGGAUGAUAAUUUUGCUUCAAGGUUAGAUGGAGUCUCAGAUGUAGAGAUGCUUUAUCUGUCCUCAAUGUACUUUUCUUUUCAGUCUGAUUCUGCGUAUGGUCCUAUGGGAUCUUUGAAGUCCAAUAGAGUAAUUUGGGCUUCGGAUGCACCGACUUGUUUGGAUCAUUAUCAAUCGAGGUCAUUCCUUGCAAAGUCAGCUAGCUUUAAGACGGUGGCAUUUGUGCCUUGGAAGAAUGGUGUUGUGGAGCUUGGUUCUGUCAAAGCAAUUCCAGAAGAACAAAAUAUUGUAGAGAUGGUGAGGACAUUGUUGGGAGGUCCUGCUUCUAACAAAACGAAGGUGCUUCCGAAAAUUUUUGGGCAGGAACUGACUUUAGGCGGUGUAAAAUCUCAAUCAGUGACCAUCAACUUCUCCCCCAAGGUGGAAGAUGAUUCCAUGUUCACUUCAGAAACGUUUGACGCACAGAGGGUUGAUUCGAAUCAAUUUCAUGGGGGUACAUCAAAUGGAUAUCCUAGUGACAAUGAGGGAAAACUGUUUUCGCAUCCAAACCAAAUUGUCAUUGGGGGUUUCAGUCCUCAGACAAGAAUUUCUGGCUUGGAGCAACACAAGGAUGAGUCAUCUCACCAUGCUGAUGACCGAAAGCCACGGAAAAGAGGAAGGAAGCCUGCUAAUGGGAGAGAAGAGCCGCUCAAUCAUGUGGAGGCAGAACGCCAGAGGCGAGAGAAGCUUAAUCAGCGGUUUUAUGCAUUGAGAGCUGUCGUUCCCAACAUCUCCAAGAUGGACAAGGCAUCGCUCCUCGGUGAUGCCAUUACAUAUAUCAAUGAUCUCCAGAUGAAAAUCAAGGUCCUUGAAACUGAGCAGGAUAUGGUUAACAAUAAGCAUAAACCGCAGCUAGUGCCCGAUUUUGAUGUUCAGAUGAGACAUGAGGAUGCAGUUGUGACAGUGAGUUGUCCCUUGGAUGCUCAUCCAGCUUCCGAAGUCAUAAAAACUUUGAGAAAUCAUCAGGUUGCUUCAGAAUGUGAUGUCUCCAUGAAGGAUGGUAACGAAGUGAUGCAUACAUUCUCCAUCAGGACUCAAGUUGGCGGCGCCGAGCAACUGAAAGAGAAGCUUGUGGCUGCUCUUUCAAAGUAAUCUCAACUUCUUAAAUCCAUGCGUGAGGUGAAUCUCGCCACCUGCCCUGGAUUCGUUUGUGAGAUAUUUGAGUGAUGUAGGUUGUUGACUAGUAAAUUUAGAUGCAUUUCUUGACAUGUAACUGUUUGUAUUCAUAUAUAAAUUGUUGGACAAGCUUGUUAAGGUCGAGAUGUGACAGAGUGUCCUGCUAAUGUGCCUACAGUAUGUUGGUGCGGAAGAAUAAAGGACGACUUCAAUUGUAGUGUUUGAA